This is a messenger RNA of Clonostachys rhizophaga, 642 nucleotides long. Lineage: Eukaryota; Fungi; Ascomycota; Sordariomycetes; Hypocreales; Bionectriaceae. The record is from the annotation of a GenBank genome assembly.
AUGCCUCGCACCUUACUAGGGGAUAAAGAACACCUCAUGAUUGAUGAAGGGGGCGUGGAAAUACCGUUCGACAAGGAUGAGAGACGAUCGGUGACGUUAGUGAUGAGAAGGGGAACAAAACAAACCACGGGCCUGCACUGGCAUGAAGAAAAGACGGAAUAUUUGCAGGUGCUACAGGGCCAGGCACUGGUCACAGUAGGUGACAGCACAGCAGUAUUUGGGCCGAAUGAUGGUGUCAUCACUGUGCCCCGAUUCACACUUCACGAGUUUGGACGCGCAGAUCGCGUUGUAGAAGGCGCUGAUUCUCGUGAGGUGGAUCUGCGGAUCAUGGAAUGGACCGAGCCCUCAGACGGUGCUAAAGAGGUCUUCUUUCGGAAUAUGCUUGGUGUGAUCAUCGAUAGAGAGACGGGGAUACUGGGCAACAUCAAGCUGUUGCUGUCUCUUUUUGUGGUCAUGCAAGGACAUGAUAACUAUCCCGUCUUCAUCAAGGGGCCCGCGCUCUUUGGCAGGACAGUGCAGAGCAGUAUUCGACGAACGACGACUUACGUUAUCAGAGGCGGCAUCGCACUAACUGGGCGGCUAUUUGGGCUGAAAGCGACUUAUCACGAAUAUACCCCUACUUCACUGUUAGAGUUGAAGUAG